AAAUCGAGGCUUUAUUCGAGCUGUGACGUUGAAUCUCAACCAGUGUGAGUGUGUGACCAUUACGCAGUUGUUAAAACUCCAUGGAUUCAUCCUCAACACGAUCGAACGCCGCCGGUGCCGGCGAUGCGAAGAAGAGGCUAAAUUUCUUGGCACACGCAAUGAAACGAAAAGACAGCUUCAUUCAAUUUUUCGCCAUGACUGGAAUUCUUCUCCUAAGCAUGAGAUCUUUGGGUCAAAAGUACAAAAUCCAUGGACUUCAAGAAGAUACAUAUGCUCUGAGAGAAGAACACAACUCACUCACCGAUCGUAUAAAAAAUAUCAAGAGUUCAUUGCUUCACGAAGCUUCUCAAGAUUCUACUGGACUCUUCGCUUCUCGCCUUCGUAGUCUCUUCAACGAACAGCAGUAAUUGUUCUUUCCGUGAGUUAUUUCUAUCUUACUAGUUUUCGUGUUUGUUAAAUCUUUCGAGAAAUUAUUGUAAACCCUCGUCAAUUUUGUGUGAUGUUAUUUUGCACCUCUUAAAUUGUUCUAGUAACUGAUAUUGAAAAUUAGGGUUAUGAAUAAUAGUCUUUGAGGAUGAUUGUUAAGUUCUAUUGCUAGGAAUACAGUGUGAUUUUCUUGUUGAGGAUGUUAAAUCUUUGUACUUCAAGCGUGCGUUACUUAUAGGAAUUUAAAAUUCGUAUUGAAUGUAUGUAAUGCUCGGUUAGAAGGAAUUAACGAAGAAUAUAAGGGAGGGUUGUAGCCUUGUAGGUGUCAUCGACCUAGCAGAUUCAUGACUUUUUGUUUUUGCAUUUAGAAGUUUGAAUAUUCUUACAUUUAUAUUGA
Trifolium pratense (red clover) is the source of this 823-nucleotide messenger RNA. RefSeq lists its product as uncharacterized. The transcript has a single exon. The coding region runs from base 81 to 407 and encodes 108 amino acids. The record is from RefSeq and is a predicted model, not a curated record. Lineage: Eukaryota; Viridiplantae; Streptophyta; Magnoliopsida; Fabales; Fabaceae.